UCUCUGGUAGGCUUAGUUAGUAAUGUUGGUAAUGUCACUAAAAUGUCUGUUUGAAAAAAUGUGGUACAAUGUGCAAGGCUUGGUCGAAGCUUUUCGAAACUUUGAGGUCUUCGACAUAAAAACGACCGACGAUUUGUACCAAUUCUUCGUCUUUUGCCACCUCUUCUCUUGGGGCGUGCUAGUAUGGAAAUUGCGGAACACUUUGUAACAUUUAAUUUCAAAUAAAUGUCUGGGGAAUUUUGUUCUAACUUUCAUUUUUCUAGUUUCAAACUUUCAAAUGAUGCCACUUCAGCCCGCCAGUGAAACUUUGUUUACAACCUAAUUUUUGCAAUUUGCGCCCAUUUACAAGUUUUUACACAACAUUUAAGCCCAAAGCUUCAAAUGGCCGAUAAAUGUGUCUCAUCUUUGCACAUUCAAAAGCUGGGACACGAAAUUCAAGAAAUACGAGAACGUGCCCUCCUUAACAUAAUCUCGAAACUGGACCACGGGUUCGAGUUCGACAACCCCUUGGCCCGGAGCCGUGAGAUUUUGACCAAAUUGUUUGAAUGGUUUUUGCUUGAACCCUGCACGAAGCAGGAGCUUGUCUUCAAGCUGAUUCGACGCAUUCUUGAGUCAGCAAGUGGCCAAAUUUUACUAAACCAUCAUGGGAGCGCCCCCUUUAAAAAGGAACUCGCGCAAAUCCGGUCGUACAUUGAGCCCAGAUUUUACCCCCAAUUGGAGGAAAUCGUGCGGGUUUUGGACCAGUGUAACCCCAUUGUGCCCCCACUGGAGCCCGAGGUGCCCCUCAGCCACAGGACGGGCCAGUCCGAGCUGGUGGGGAGCACGGCAACCCCCAUUGAGGGGUUUGUGCACCAGGAGCCCUCCGCACACCAACGCAACACCCCCCGGAAAUUAGACAGCCCCCUAAUAAACAACAUUUAUCCUCUGAGGUGGCAAAUGCUGAUUGAAGCAGACCGACAAGUGUUACAAUCGAUCGAAAAUUCCCUCAAAAGUCCGCCACAACCCGCAGCAUUGCUCCACUCAGCUGAGUUUUUCGCUAGCGUGCUUUUGCGCGAUUUUCCGGCCGAAGUCUUCCUCCAAAGACCCACAAUUAUAAUGGUGUUUCACGAUUUAAUCAACAAUUGUACGUCCACUAGAGUCACAAAUUCGGUCCUUAACUGUUUAAGUCAAUUGACUAAAGCACUACAAAUUCGGAUCAAUCACUACAAUGACCCUUGUUUGUCCACAUGUAAGGAAAAUGCCCAAUCAAAGGCCACAACACCCGUCACGUGGUCGCCAAAAUCGAGCCUUUCUGGGCGGUCACGUGACGAAACUGAACGUCCUGAAAACGUGGACUAUUUGAAAACGCAACAAAUUUCUUUUCCGCGUUUUUGUUUUAUGAAUUUUAGGUGUGUUUUGAAAUUUUUGUGUGUCAAGCCCGAAAGUAUUAGGUCAAGUGGGCGGAGAAAUAAUCAGCGAGGCGUUAAUUUGGCCCUGAAUAUGCUGGAGGAGCUUUUAAAUUUAUUAAAUCUAGUUGUCGGGCCCGAAAUUUGGAACGAGGAGGCACAGACGCCUCUGAUUCACGAAAUUCGGAGGCAAAUGAACGACGUUUUGAUUGAUUAUGGCGACGCUUUGGAGUUUUUCAGAGUGGAAGCUGUUAGUGAUGAUUCAAAUUUGCAAAACCGAGUCAUUCAGUUGUGUGUUUUACACAAUUGUGGCGAGUUUUUGACCCGGUUUGUGCCCUUGGCACAAACCGGAGUGAUUUUACCGAGAAAUUUGAAAAAUUCGCUCGUUGAUAGUCUCGUCGAUAUCACUUUAGUCAAACUAUACCCGGACUUAUACAACACCCUUCUUAGUUACGUCCAAUCUUUUAAAGCAGGCCUUGACAGUGAUUCUAUCGUAAAAUACCAUGAAACGAAACGCGUCUGUGAUAGCAUGACAUCUGCCGUUGAGUUUAUGAAACAAUACCAAAGUUUAAAUGCCCAUGAAGGCAUACUUUUGGCCGAAAAAUCUCUCCCAUGCCUUGAAUUUCACCGAGAUUUGACGUUUGUGAAACAAGUGGUUGAUCUAAGUGCCAAUAAACUACCCCUCUACCCCAGCGACGACACACUAAUUGAAACAUUUGAAACCGUCAUUUUAAAACUGCUGGGACAUAAUUUAGAAACGGUCCGUGCGGAAACGUACAAAUUGUGCCAAAAAUGCAUAAUUGCGACGAUCGGGCCCAAAUUGAACAAGUCCGGGACUGGCGUGCCGGGCUCUCAGAUUUUGUUUCUCUGUCGGAAUAAAAUUCUAGUUGAAAUAGCGUGCCAUGGAUUGACUAGUGACAAUUCACAGAUAAGGGACUGUGCCGAAGAUAUUUUAAUUCAUUUAAUUAAAUGUAAAAUACUCGUUUCUGGCGAUAUUUGGGAUAGAAUAGUGGAGGCCUUGAUUGGCUCAUUACCGAUCUUGUUAUGUCAUGUUAACAAAAAAGAAUCGCUCGGGCGCAACCUGCUCGAUAUCACCGAUCCUGACACGGCCGAAACUUUAUUUUUGCCCAAAAGUGAGGUCGUAAAAGCCAACAUUUGUUUGUUAUUCACGUGCGAAAAUCAAGCCCGCGAGGAGGCUUUUUCGCGCCUUUGUUGGCUCCUAGCUUCGCAAACCGACUCCAGAGAGUUGUUACCAAGGCUCAACAAUCUCUACGACAAAGCCUUACCAAACGUGUGUCAAAUUCAGCGCCUUUUCGACGUUAACAAAAACCGAACCACGCAACAUUUCUAUCAACCGAGCAGUUUAAACCAAGUUUUGGAACUCCUGAAAUCGUCAAAUGUUGAACCGGUGAUCCGAAGAUCAGCCCUAACCCAAAUCAGCGUCAUGAUGGAAGAUCCACUACUACACUCAACCUUCCUGGCCCACAACGGCAUCGAAGUUUUGUUAUGCGUGAUCAAGUCGGCACUGACUGAAAAAAAUUUCAUGGAUUACCCCGAUUCUGUGAUUCCCGCAGUCGCCAUUUUGAAAAACCUGUGCCUGUAUCAGACAAGUGCGAGGCAGUGCCUCGCCGAAAACAUCGACGUUUUUUACAAUGUUUUGCGCGGUUUAUUUAUGUUUUUCACCGAGGAUAAGUUGAGGCACGACGCCGUUUGUCUCUUGUUUCUGUUGUGCUACAACGAGUUCAUCAAAGGGAGCCCUUCCAAGGCCAACUUUUCAGUGCCUCACUUGUUUACUUAUAAGUUACACGUCCCGUUUACGUGCAACACUCACUGGGAGGUUAGUCAGUAUUAUGAGGCAAGCCUCAUGGAAUUAUUGGGUUCGGAUCGUUGUUGUCUUGCCUCGAUUCAAAUCCAGUGGAAUUGUGAGAUUUUCGGCGGUUUGGACGAGUUGUUGGCACGGAAACGGGAUGAUUGUGAGGUUGUGGAAGGGCUGAGGCUGAGGCAGUACGACUUGGCGGUUUUGCAAGCUUCGAGUGUUGAUUUUUGCGUGAGGCACCACUUGGUUGAGGCACAAAACGGGACGAUGCACGAGUGUGUCACCAACACGAUAAAUAAAUUAACAACGUACGUGAUUUUGUGCAAGUUAAUGCCGAGGCACGACCAGUUUUUGGAUCAUGCUUGGGAGGCCACGUUUUCGCGCUUUUUGAAAGUCCUUCCGUCGAGCGAAGACGACGCGAAGCUGCUAAGCCACGUCUUGAAGUUUCUGCGCCACUUGGCCCCCUUUUACAAGUCUUCAGAGGGGCCUUUUUGGCUCACACAACUGCUCAAAAACCCCUCAUCGUGUCUCCUUGAUUUAAUAUCAGUGGAACCGUCAACGAGUGACGAUUUUAAAAAUUUGAGCCGAGAUUUACUAAAUUUAAUUACUUUGUGCGCCACAUUGGAGCAACAUUUUUUGGAUUAUUACAAUUAUUUCGCCUCAAAAGUGCCACAAACUGGCCAAACAUCAUGGAUUAAUGUCAUUGAGAUAAUCUCGAAUUGUUUGAAAUUCACCGACAGCAGCCACUUUUACAACCUUUCUUAUUUGGACUCGUUGCUCGAUUGUUUGGUACACUUGACGGCCAGUUUAGGCUGGACUUGUUCGAAACCCAACCAACACACAAAACAAACCCUAUCUGAACUGGUCUCAUCCUUGUGCGAAUUAGUCGUAGUGUUUCACUGUAGCAAAGGCCAAACGGCCACGAUUUCGGUCAUGGGCGUGAACAUCACUCGAAACGUGAUUUUAAUACUUAACCAUCUCGUGGCCGAAAUGCACAACUCUAAAAUCAAAAAUUGGCAACACUGUUUUCUCAACGUGGACGAAAGCGAUUGGUUGAAAAGUUUUCUAGUGCUUUGGUCAAGUCGUGAUGUUCUAUUGCGCGCUGGAGCGGUGCAAUUGUUUGCCGGAUUGGCCAAAUCACCGAUGCUUGCCAUUAAAAUCGUCAACGAGUUAAAUGUUUGGGACCUGUCUUUGGGGGUUUUAAUCGACCACGAGGAGGCGAGCGUCGUAAGGGAAAAUUGCGCGUUUUUGUUGGCCAAUUUAUUGGGACACUCUGUAGAUUUGGAUGCAAUUUCCUUAAUGACCAGUCUUGUGCCAAAUACCUUGCGAAAGGGUAAAGACGAAGUUACCACAAUUUUUGAUCUUUUCGAAGAUUAUGAGUUUUAUAAACACUUGGUUAUUAUCCUGAGCCGUCUUUACACCCUCAAUAUUAUUAAUUUUGACACUGGGAGUGUGUCACAAGUGUGCUGUGACGCCUCUUCGAGUAGUACCAACAGUACGGAGCAAAACUACGCACCAGUCGCGCCAUCUUUUGUUAAAAGUUUGGCCAACUUGCUGUUGAAUUUAUUUAACUUGAAUGAGGACCUUUUGAGUUAUAAGUUACAGGAUUUUGGGAUUGUUAAGUUGUUACUUAAGGCCGUUUGCAAUCCCAGUAUGUGUGUCAAUGAUACGAAAAAACUGUCACUCUAUUGUGACAUUAUCGAAAUGGAUGCCACUAUUUGUACUUUAUUGGGUCAGGUGGCUAAUGCCAACACAACUUGUCUGGGGACUAUUCUACAUACUAGGGACUGUUUGACGGUUUUGGUGUCACUACUGAACACGAAACUAUAUCAUACCCAUCUGCCCCAAUUAUUGUGUUUGCGUAACCGACUUUGGAGCGAAAUUUUCAGACUUUUGUCGGUUCUCACAACGGCGAAGAGUUUCGACCAAUCAGCGCUCGGCAUUUUAAGCCAAACAAUUGAAGAGUCGGGUGCGCCAUUUCUUGAGACUGUGUGUGAAGCUGCCAAAAGUCUGGCUUUUGACGAUUUGCAGACUUCGGCCCUCUUGUCACUGACUGCGUUAUUGUCACGUGAUAACAACUUGCUCCACAAUUUUUCAAAUUUAACCGAAAUUUUGCUAAAUUUGUACGAAUUGUGCGACUUGAAAGCUUCCAAAGACCUAGUUCGGAAAAAAUCCGUGAUAACGGGGGCGCUAACGUCAUUAUUGGGGGCGUCACCCGGGGCGAAACAGUUCGCCUUGGGGGCAGGGUUGCCAACUGUCAUUGUUAAACAACUGAAGGAGUUUCAUCUCAAGUUGAGUUUGGAGUCUGUCGAUUGUUUACGGCGCGUUUUGGAGAAAAAGAGAGUUUGUCCCGUGUUGAAAGACCUGGAUGAGUUGGUCGGUUUGGUUACGAAUUUCAUGGUAGGUGAUGGUAGUGUCAAGGAUAAAUUCGCCCAGUUGGGUUUGGGCGAUUUCGUCCAUAAAUUAUGGGUGUGGUUUGCGCUGCAAAACGGGCAUCUUGUCGACGUUUUGAGGAUGUUGGCAACAUUUACGGCCGAUUGUGCCACAGCGUGCCAGAGUUUGCCGCUGACGAGCGCAGUUGCCGGCACUGGGCCUCGCAAGCUACCAACCAAAAUAUCACUACUUCAUGUGAUUAUCAAUACGAUUGAUAAGGAGAUGGAGCAAGUCAGUAGAACACGCAAUUUGAGUGUCCUUGAAUUGUGUUUUGUUAUUUUGGGAAAUUGUUGCUCGGUUCUCGAGUGUCGAAUUUUGAUUUGUAAAAGCGCUUUAUUGAACAGUGCGGGACGGCUACACCCCGCCAUCACCAAAAAGCAGAAACCUUGGGACUUUGUCGAGUCUCUUUGGCUCGAAUUUUUGCAAAUUUUUUCCCUACAUCCGGAAGGACAGUCCCACAUUGCCAAAAAUAGCGACGUUUUCGACUUAAUUUUGUCCCUAACUUCCGGUAAAUUACCGAAUCGCACAACCGCGCUUUUGGUUUUGCGAAACAUAGCGUUCUACCAACCCAACCGGUCGAGGCUGAUGACGUCAGGCGAAUUUUUGAACUUGCUGAGGGGUAAGUUGGAGAGUGGCUCCCGCGAGGAGAAAGCCACUGUUGUUUUAAUCAUGUGGUCGCUUUCUGCCAACAACCAGAAAGCGAAAAUCGCCUUCAAAGCCGCAAAACUGGACGCGCAGUUGGAGCAAAUGUUGAAGCAUUACCAGUUGUCGUCAGAGGUGCCAGAUGAGGAACUUGAGACAAUAAAAUAUGUUCUAAGUGUGAUCGGGGACAGGGAUUUAUGAUGUUUCUACUUUUGUAUUUAUUUUAUUUCUAACGUAAGUGUAAUUAAACUUUUAAUUCAUAGUGUUGCGUAAACGCUCCUAAUGCGUUCUGGAAGUUGGAAAUUAUGACAAAGAAAUGAUGUUGUUUUAUUACCUCGCCAGUCGUCCGGACGUCUAGUCCAGCCUCUGAGACGCCAGAACUCGUCGUUGUUGGGGUUGUUUUGGUUGCUUCUGAGACAGUGGUCCUCGUAAUCACUCUCAUCUUCCGACUCACUGUCGUACUCAGACUCGGUCUCGUACUCUGUGCUUUCUUCUAGAAGUUGUAAAUAAGUUAAGUUAUUGUUGCACGUUUCUACCAUAAAUCAGGAAUAAUUAUUUUGAUUUUGACGAAAACAACUUGUAUUAACGUCACCACAAUUAAAAUAAUGCUUACCGUCA
This is a messenger RNA of Tribolium castaneum (red flour beetle), 6894 nucleotides long. RefSeq names its product anastral spindle 3 (gene ana3). Gene Ontology annotation, biological process: centriole replication; ciliary basal body organization; centriole-centriole cohesion. The transcript has 22 exons. Bases 382 to 6477 code for a protein of 2031 amino acids. Lineage: Eukaryota; Metazoa; Arthropoda; Insecta; Coleoptera; Tenebrionidae. Gene Ontology annotation, cellular component: ciliary basal body; centrosome; centriole. The record is from RefSeq and is a predicted model, not a curated record.